This is a messenger RNA of Rhea pennata, 3502 nucleotides long. It is a transcript of the gene IQSEC2, whose product is annotated as IQ motif and Sec7 domain ArfGEF 2. Gene Ontology annotation, molecular function: guanyl-nucleotide exchange factor activity; protein binding. The transcript is spliced from 18 exons. The record is from RefSeq and is a predicted model, not a curated record. Lineage: Eukaryota; Metazoa; Chordata; Aves; Rheiformes; Rheidae. The coding region runs from base 35 to 3502 and encodes 1155 amino acids. Gene Ontology annotation, biological process: actin cytoskeleton organization; regulation of ARF protein signal transduction.
GGCGCCCGGACGCCUGGGCCCCGCUUGGGCGGCCAUGGAGGGCGAGACGAGUAGACACCCCCCCCACCCCGCUGUCCGUCCGUCCCGCCAUCCCGAUCCCUCUGUCCGUCCGUCCCUCCCUCCCUCCCUCCUGGUCCGUCCGUCCGUCCCGCUCCCCAUCCAGGUUCUCGCCGUCUCCCUCUCUGUGGCGCCUCCAACCUGCCCCGCCCGCAGCGUGGAGGGCGAGGGCCCGGGCAGCGAGGGCGGGGGGCCGCUGCCCGAGAGCCCCGGGAGCCAGCCGCCGUACCGCUGCGCGCCCGAGCCGGCGCCCGAGCCGCCGGCGCCCGCGGGGGCCCCCGGCGCCGCCGCCGCCGCGCCGCCCUGGGGCCGGGCCGCCCGCCUGCCGCCGCAGCCCGCCAGCGUGGCCCUGCGCAUGCAGGAGGAGGAGGAGAGCAAGCGGGCCAAGGCGCUCAGCGACAGCUACGAGCUCUCCACCGACCUGCAGGACAAGAAGGUGGAGAUGCUGGAGCGCAAGUACGGCGGGUACUUCCGGACGCGGCGGGCGGCGCGCACCAUCCAGGCCGCCUUCCGCCGCUACCGCAUGGCCAAGAAGUUCGAGCGGCUGCGCAGCUCGGCGGCCGAGAGCCGGCGCUCGCGGCGCCUGGCGCUGGCCGGCAUGCGCCUCCAGUUCUCCUUCGAGGAGUACGACCGCGGCCCCCCGGCCCCGGGGCCCGGGCCGCCCCCGCCGCCCGCCCCCUACUUCGAGGGCAAGCCGGCCUCGCUGGAUGAGGGGGCGCUGGGGGGGCCGCGCGGGCCCCGCCGCCCCCCCCGCUACGGGGGCUCGUGCCGCGCCGGGCUGGACGGCGCCGCCGCCGCCGUCUCGGCCUCCGCCGACUUCGGCCCCGGCGCCGCCGACCUGGAGGAGGCCUUCGCCCAGCAGGUGCAGUCGCUGGCGGCCUCCAUCGACGAGGCGCUGGGGUGCCGGGGGGCGGCGCCGGGGGCCCCGGGCGCCCCCGAGGGGGGUCCGGGCCCGGGGCCGGCGGGCGACAGCGCCGCCACCUCCUUCAGCGACGUCACCCUCUACCUGGACGAGGGGCUGCCCGGCUCGCCCCUGUCGCUGGAGCGGCCCCCCAGCGCCGAGGGGGGCCCGCCCGCCCCCCCCUGGGGCGGCCCCGAGGAGGGCCCCGGCGGGGGGGCGCCGGCCCCGCCGCGCCGCGGGCCGCCCCCCCCCUGCCUGGAGUGCCGGGGCCGGGCCGGGGGGGGGCACCUGCCCCUGCUCACCGUGGAGCCCCCCAGCGACAGCUCCGUGGACCUCAGCGACCGCUCCGACCGCGGCUCGCUCAGCCGCGGGGGCCCCUUCGAGCCCGAGGCGGGGGGCACGCUGCCCCGGGGCGGCCCCCCGGCCCCCGGCGGCGCCCCGGCCCGCGGGCCCCCCCCGCACCGCUGCUUCCACGCCGAGCCGCCGCCGCCGCCGCCCCCGCCGCCGCCAGCCGCCACCGGGCCCCCCGCCGGGCGCCUGCCCCCCGAGGAGGGCUCCGAGGGCGACAACGACAGCCUGCGCAGCAGCUCCAACUCCAACGAGACCCUCAACUGCUCCUCGGGGUCCUCGUCGCGCGACAGCCUGCGCGACCCGCCCCCGCCGCCCCCGCCGCCCCCGCCGGCCGCCCCGCCGCAGCCCCCCGGCCCCCUGCCCCCCGGCAAGCAGACCUACCAGCGCGAGCCGCGCCAGAGCUGGGACUCGCCGGCCCUCAACAACGACGUGGUGCAGCGCCGGCAGUACCGCAUCGGCCUCAACCUCUUCAACAAGAAGCCGGAGAAGGGGAUCCAGUACCUGAUCGAGCGGGGCUUCCUCUCCGACACCCCCGUGGGGGUCGCCCACUUCAUCCUGGAGCGCAAGGGGCUGAGCCGGCAGAUGAUCGGCGAGUUCCUCGGCAACCGGCAGAAGCAGUUCAACCGCGACGUUCUCGACUGCGUGGUGGACGAGAUGGACUUCUCCGGCAUGGAGCUGGACGAGGCGCUCCGCAAGUUCCAGUCCCACAUCCGGGUGCAGGGCGAGGCCCAGAAGGUCGAGCGCUUGAUCGAGGCCUUCAGCCAGCGCUACUGCGUGUGUAACGCGGCCCUGCUGCGCCAGUUCCGGAACCCAGACACCAUCUUCAUCCUGGCCUUCGCCAUCAUCCUCCUCAACACGGACAUGUACAGCCCCAGCGUCAAGGCUGAGCGCAAGAUGAAGCUGGAGGACUUCAUCAAGAACCUCCGAGGGGUGGACAACGGCGAGGACAUCCCCCGGGACAUGCUGGUGGGCAUCUACCAGCGCAUCCAGAGCCGGGAGCUGCGCACCAACGAUGACCACGUCUCUCAGGUCCAGGCUGUCGAGCGCAUGAUCGUUGGCAAGAAGCCGGUGCUGUCCCUGCCCCACCGGCGCCUGGUGUGCUGCUGCCAGCUCUACGAGGUGCCCGACCCCAACCGGCCCCAGCGCCUGGGGCUGCACCAGCGCGAGGUCUUCCUCUUCAACGACCUGCUGGUGGUGACGAAGAUCUUCCAGAAGAAGAAGAUCCUGGUGACCUACAGCUUCCGCCAGAGCUUCCCCCUCGUCGAGAUGCACAUGCAGCUCUUCCAGAACGCCUAUUACCAGUUCGGGAUCAAGCUGCUGUCGGCGGCGCCGGGGGGGGAGCGGAAGGUGCUGAUCGUCUUCAACGCGCCGAGCCCCCAGGACCGGCUGCGCUUCGCCAGCGACCUGCGCGAGUCCGUGGCCGAGGUGCAGGAGAUGGAGAAGUACCGCGUGGAGGCGGAGCUGGAGAAGCAGAAGGGGGUGGCGGGGGCGCGGGGCGCGGGCCCCCCCCGCGACGCCCUCAACGGGCUGAGCCGCAGCAGCCUGGACGAGGCCUUCGCCCCCCCCGAGGGGCUCAAGCGCAGCGCCCUGAGCAGCUCCCUGCGCGACCUCUCCGACGGCGGCAAGCGGGGCCGGCGCAACAGCGUGGGGUCCCUGGACAGCACCAUCGAGGGCUCCAUCAUCAGCAGCCCCCGGCCGCAGCCGCGGGGGGGGCCGGCGGCCCCGCCGGGGGGGGCCGAGGGCUACAAGGCGCCGGCCCGGCCCGUCUCCAACUCCUCGUCCUUCCUGGGCUCCCUCUUCGGCAGCCGCCGCGGCCGGGCCCCCCCCGGGCCCCCCCCCGGCGCCGCCGCCGCCGCCUGCGCCUCGGCCUCGGCCUCCUCCUCCUCGGCCUCCUCCUCCCACCACCACCACCACCACCACCCGCCCGCGCCCCCCCCGGCCCCCGACGGCCCCUCCAAGCUCCAGGCGCUGCACGCCCAGUACUGCCACGGCGGCCCCGGGGGGGGCCCCGGCCCCGGCCCCGGCCCCCACUCGCCCAUCCCCCCGCACCCCUCCUACCCGCCCCUGCCCCCCCCCUCGCCCCACACCCCCCUCAGCCCCCACUCGCCCGCCGGCCCCACCUCGCCCCUGGCGCCGCCCCCCCCGGGCCCCUCCAAGCCCAAGGGGGGCAACCGCAUCAGCACCGUGGUGUGA